Cetraspora pellucida is the source of this 897-nucleotide messenger RNA. NCBI's taxonomy places the organism in Eukaryota, Fungi, Glomeromycota, Glomeromycetes, Diversisporales, Gigasporaceae. The record is from the annotation of a GenBank genome assembly.
GCAUUUAAUUGGGUAGAAAAAAAAUCAUCAAUUGCUAUGCUUAAAUAUAAAAAUCCAAACCUUGUAAUACCAAGUCAUCACACUCUUGAAGGUCAUGUAAUAAAAAAUGCUACACAAAAACUUUAUUUAGAAUUAGCAUUAAAAGCAAUUAAUGAUAAUAUUGGAGUAUUGCUAGCAUUUGAUGGUUGGAAAAACAUUUUAAAGCAGAAUAUAUUUGAAACAGUACUUAUCACAUCUUCUGGAGAAGUAUUAAUCUGGAAUGUUAAAGAUAUUAGUAUAGAGCUUGAGCGAACUAUUAAUAUAAUGUUCAAAGUUGAAAAAUUACUUAAAGAAUUAAAAGAUCAACAAAUUAAAGAGCAACCUCUUUUAAUUCUUAGCUUUUUGCUUUAUCCUGAUAUUUGUCUUACUCGAUUUAAAUUACCAAUUAAUGGUAUUACAUAUGCUGAAAUAGGAAAAUGGAUUAUAUAUUACUACUGUGCUUGGUUUGGAAAUUCACCAAAAAAAAUUAUUGCUAAAUUACAAGACUAUCAAGAUGAAUUGUUCCCUUUUUCAAAAAAUGAAUGGAACUUUUUUAAAGGAGUUAUUCUAAAUGUAUCCAUUGAGAGAUUAUUUUCAUCUAUAGGAUUUUUUCAUACAAAAACCAGAAAUUGGCUAAGUUCAAGAGUAUUAGAUACUUGGUUCUCAAUGAUAGAGGAUAAAGAAAAUACAAACCAAUUGUAUUAUGAAAAUGAUGAAUUAGAUAUGACCAAUUCAACCACUAGUCAAAAUUUAUUAAAUACAACUCAUUCUACAGAUAACCAGUCUGCUAAAUGGCAGUUAGAAGAUUUAUUUGUAACUGAUUUAAUCAUACUACAUUAUAUCAUAGAGACUGAAAAGCAUAAAACAUUGAAAAAGUAA